AUGGCCUUCCUGCAUCGUUUUGCCAAUAGCAAAAAAUAUCAGAAGAUGGAUCAUUGCCUUUUUGCUCUUAAGCAAGGGUCGACUGAGCCUUUAAGAAGUUAUAUUAACCAUUUCAACCAAGUGACCCAGGACGUCCCCACCGCCACUUCAGAGAUUCUGAUGAGCGCUUUCUACCACGGAUUAGGAGAGGGAGAAUUCUUUAGAGAUCUCAUCAAAAAUCCCGCUCGGAAUUUUGAUGAUAUAGUGGAAAAAACUGUCUGCUAUAUCAAAGUAGAAGAAGCACAGGCGACCCGGAGGAAAGCUGAAAGACCACCUCCAUCUACCAAUAAGCCGGAAAGAAGGGUGCCUCAACCCCUGUCGCGCGCUCGGGAAGCCAGACCUACCUUUCAUCCCGAGCCGGAGUUCGCUCGGGACUCCAAGCGGGCUACAGAGUUAGGCUUACUACCGGCCGAGUUAGCCCCUCAAGUACUCAAGAUGAUGGAAGAGCAGCGAGCCGCGGCUGGACAGGCUGGGCAACCCCGCCCCGACCUAGCGAGACCCAGUACUCAUCAACCCGGUCGGGGGAGAGGGAGGGAGCCGGAGGUAGUACGGGAGGUCGAGAAUAGAGGCAACGCUGCCGUUCGAGAGAUUGGCAUGAUCUCUAGAGGGCCAACUAAUGGAGAUUCGGGAAGAGCGCGCAAGUCUCAUGCGCGUCGCUUGGAGGUCCACACUGUUGGAUGCAGCCAGGAGCAGGCUUCUGGCCCUGUCAUCAGCUUCGGGUCAAUAGACCUGGAAGGUCUGGAGCUGCCUCAUGAUGAUGCCCUUAUCAUCAAGUCCAUUAUCGCCAACAGCCGAGUGGCUCAGGUUUUCGUUGACACCGGGAGCUUGGUUAAUAUUCUGUUCAGAACUACAUUUGAGGAGAUGCAGAUCGAUGCCACUGAACUUCAGCCUGUGGCUACGUCUCUAUAUAGAUUUACAGGCAAUGAGGUGAAGCCAAUGGGUCAAAUUAAGCUGGUCAUAUCUUUGGGCACCGAGCCAUUAGUGCGCACCAGGAGGAGCACUUUUAUAGUGGUUUAUUCCCCCUCCUCUUAUAACGUCAUCUUGGGAAGGCCCACCCUGCAUGAAUUUAGGGCCACUAUUUCUACCUUUCAUCAAAAAAUCAAAUUCCCCGUGGGCGAGCAGGUCGGGGAAGUUAAGGGAGAACAGAAGGUUUCUCGCUGA
This is a messenger RNA of Zingiber officinale, 1200 nucleotides long. RefSeq lists its product as uncharacterized. The coding region runs from base 1 to 1200 and encodes 399 amino acids. NCBI's taxonomy places the organism in Eukaryota, Viridiplantae, Streptophyta, Magnoliopsida, Zingiberales, Zingiberaceae. The record is from RefSeq and is a predicted model, not a curated record. The transcript has 2 exons.